GAUCGGGAAGAUUGGACUCGCAGAAAUAAAAACAUAAUACAAUCGAAAUGGUCCGAGCUCGCAUGACCUCUAUCUCAAAUUCUCCUCCGCCGCUCCACCCACUGUCUCCGAAGAACUCCAUAUUUCUUCAUGAGGGGAGCCGAUCUGAUUAACACGAAGCUCCCGGCGGAUAUUGUCGCCUGCAUCUUCCUCCGCCUCGCCGGCUCCAAAUCCGACUGCGAUGCAUUCUCUCUUGUGUGCAGCCGGUGGCUCGCCAUCGAUCGCAGCUUCCGCGCAACAAUCCGGAUCGGCGGCUCUGGUCGCGCUGACGAGGUCGUUUCCCUGCUCGUCCGCCGUUUUUCCGGCCUCCGCAAUGUCUGCAUCGAUGAGCGACUUCCCGUGUCUUCCGUGCACCAAAUUCUUCCCUAUCCCUCGCGCCCUCGUUCGAAAAGGAGACGUCUCAAUUCAUCUUCAGGUGACCAUCAUCUCAUAAAGAGUAGUGUGGCUGGAGAGAGUGAGUAUGAGCAGUUCUGUCUUACUGAUGUCGGCUUGUCUUCUCUUGCCAAUGGUUGUAAGGCACUCCAAAAUCUAUGCCUAAUAUGGUGUCCAAAUCUCACAUCAUCAGGAUUGAAUAGUAUAGCUGAGAAUUGCAAGUUUCUAAAAUCCCUUGAUCUACAGGGUUGCUAUAUUGGAGAUCAAGGUCUUAUCGCUAUUGGCCAAAAUUGUAAACUUCAAGAUUUGAAUUUGAAAUUUUGUGAAGGUUUAACGGAUACAGGCUUGGUUGGUUUGGCCCGGCAUUGUGGGAGAUCAUUGAAGUCUCUUGGCAUUGCAGCUUGUGCUUGGAUUACUGAUGUCACCUUGGAGGCUGUAGCAUUCCACUGCUCCAGCCUUGAGACGUUGUCUCUGGACUCAGAAUUAGUAAUGAAUAAGGGUUUAAUAUCAGUUGCCCAGGGUUGCAGAGCUUUGAAGGGUUUGAAGUUGCAGUGUAUUAACAUUACGGACGAAGCUUUGGAAGCUGUUGGUUCUUUUUGUUCAUCAUUAGAAUUGCUGGCUUUGUAUAGUUUCCAAAGAUUUACAGACAGAGGCCUGUCUGCUGUUGGUAAUGGGUGCAAGAACUUAAGAGAUCUUACUCUUAGCGACUGCUAUUACAUCAGUGAUAUAAGUCUUGAAUCAGUUGCCCGUGGCUGUCCCAAAUUAAAACGCUUGGAAAUCAAUGGCUGCCACCACAUUGAAACAUUUGGUGUGGAGAACAUCGGAAAAUCUUGCCCAGAACUUCUGGACUUGGCACUGUUGUACUGUCCAAGGAUCAGGAAUAGUGCGCUUCACGAGAUUAGCAAAGGCUGCUUACAUUUGCAGGCUCUUGACUUAGUGGAUUGUUCAAAUAUAGAUGAUGAAGCUCUCUGUAGUAUAGCUAAAGGUUGCAGAAAUCUAAAGAAACUUCAUAUUCGCCGUUGCUAUCAGGUUGGAGAUCACGGUGUUAUCUCUGUUGGUGAAAAUUGCUUAUCUUUGACUGACUUGAGCCUUCGUUUUUGUGAUAGGGUUGGUGACGAGGCACUUAUUGCCAUUGGCCAGGGUUGCCCCCUCCAAAAUUUGAAUGUAAGCGGAUGCCAUCAAAUUACAAAUGCUGGGAUUACUGCUAUUGCCAGGGGCUGCCCAGGGCUCAUUUGUCUUGAUAUAAGCGUUCUCCAGAACUUGAAGGACAUUGCGCUUGCCGAGCUAGGUGAAGGGUGCCCAAUUCUUAAAGAGAUUGUGUUAUCGCACUGUCGGCAGAUAACUGAUGCAGGUUUAGCUCACUUGGUGAAAGGAUGCACUAGACUUGAAACCUGCCACAUGGUUUACUGCCCAUCUGUAACAUCUUCAGGCAUAGCAACUGUAAUUUCCAGCUGCCCUAGCCUGAAGAAGCUUCUUGUAGAGAAGGGGAAGGUCAGUGAAAGAUCCAAGAGAAGAGCAUCCAGUAUCCUCUCAUAUCUUUGCGUCGACUUAUGAUUGACCUUUGAUUAGCUCUAUUACUCUCCAUGCAAGAUGACUUGAAGGUGUACAGAUUGUUUUGAUGGGAUCUUUCAGUCCAAGAUUUAGGGUUUCCAUGGUCGAAAUUGGCUUGCAUCUUUUCUUGUUUCUUUUAUGAGUUGGCUGCCUAUGCGCAUCUGUCCCGUGUGAUUGUUCACAUUGGAGAACAUACACUGUCUGGGUCGGCGAUUCGUUACGCAUUUUGCGAGAUGAAUGAAUCUUUGUGUAUACCUGAUUUGGAACAUUAUCGUUCCAUAGUUUUACCUCAGAUUGAUCCUUAUCGCGACUCCUGUAACAAAUCCAUGUGCUGGUAGACUUUCUCAGUGAGGAUCCAAGCGAAGCGCUGAUAGGAAUGCAGAGUCCAUGUUCUUUGCAGCUUUCAUGGGUAAUUGUCAUUUAUCUCACCUAAAAUUAGCUACCAUAGAGGAUCCUAAGGUUUGGCAAAAUAUGGAAUGCCUAUCUUCCCAUUCAACUUUCAUUGAUUUAAUAUCAAAAUGACUCUUUUUCACUUGCCUACUUGUUUUAGUGAUUUUAGUACUGUCAGUGAUGUAUUUCUCAUAUUGGAAUAUCAGCUAUUCUGUUAUAUUA
Molecule: messenger RNA, 2574 nt
Organism: Dendrobium catenatum
Lineage: Eukaryota; Viridiplantae; Streptophyta; Magnoliopsida; Asparagales; Orchidaceae
Product: F-box/LRR-repeat protein 4
Exons: 8
Coding region: 130-1965 (611 amino acids)
Biological process (GO): SCF-dependent proteasomal ubiquitin-dependent protein catabolic process
Cellular component (GO): SCF ubiquitin ligase complex
Molecular function (GO): protein binding
Source: RefSeq, a predicted model, not a curated record